UAAUAUAUUCAUCACCUCCAUCAUUCAACCACAUGGCUCAAUCAUCUCCACCCACUUACACCACCGUGCUGGAGCAAUCCUCAGUAGCGCCGCCGCCCGGAAAAAUAGCCGGGUUUUCUCUUCCUCUAGCAUUUUUUGAUCUACAAUGGCUGCAUUCCUCCCCUGGCCAUCGCCUUAUCUUCUAUCAACACCCCGUCUCAAGAACACACUUCAAAGAUACUAUCAUUCCCCAUCUCAAAACUUCCUUCUCCAUUGCCCUCCAAUAUUACCCUCUCCUAGCAGCCAAGUUGGCCGUUCCUUCCGACUAUUCCACUCCGCCUGAAUUUGUAUACCGUGACGGUGACGGCGUUCCUCUUGUCUUCGCCGUGUCGGACGAUAACGGCCGUUUUGAUCGUUUAUCGUCAAACCAUGCAAGAAACAGUAAUGAAUUUUACUCCCUUCUUCCCACGUUACCGUCAGUUCGACGUGGAAUGUUUGCUGUCCAAGUGACGCUAUUCCCGGACGCCGGAAUUUGCGUCGGAAUCGCCCUCCACCAUGUGGUUGGAGACGGUAGUAGUAUAUUUGGGUUCAUGAAGGCGUGGGCUGCGCUUUCUUUACUCGGACACAAAUCUUCAUCCCUUUCACUUUCCGAUGAAUAUCUGCCAUUUCUGGACAGAAGCCUCAACGAAGAUCCUAAAGGACUAAAAACUCUCGUGUGGAACCAAAUGAAGCAAAUCCCAAUUGAUGAAGACGGUCACGGCGUUCCCUUUCCCGACGUCACCGGCAAGGCACGUGCCACGUUUAUCCUCACACGAGACGACAUCCAAAAACUUAAAACUCACGUGAUCUCACGCCGGUCAAAAGUAGUACGACAGCCAUCCUCGUUCGUGGUGACGUGUGCGUACAUGUGGACCUGCCUGCUGAAAUCACACGCGCAAAGGCGGGACAGCUUGCCGCGGAGGACGGCCUUGCUGCGGCGGCUGAGGCGAUCGGAGAGGCCAUUCAGUGGCAGUUGGAGGGCGAGGAGGGAGUCCUUAGUGAAUCGUGAAAGAAUCCUGAGUGUGGCUGCCUCUCCCAGAUUUGACUAUUAUAAAAUGGAUUUUGGGUGGGGAAAGCCUAAGAAGACAGAGACUACUUCCAUAGAUUAUUCAGGAGCAAUCUAUGUUGGGUGUGCUAAGGAUUCCUUGGAUAUUGAGGUUGGUGUGUCUGUACCUGUGCCCAAAAUGCAUCUUCUUAAGACGCUUUUCGAUCAGGGCCUUCAAGCUUUAUCCCUUUAAUUUGAAUUUUAUAUUUUUUUAAAUAGAAUAAUUGGCUUCAAUUUUUUAAUAAUCCCAGACGUACUUUUACUCCUUACAUGUUGUUGUUUUUUAGAGAAGAUUUCCAGCCGUGCAUGCAACUUCGUAGUUUGGGUUCAAUGGUAAUGGAGUAAGGUAGCUAGAAUAUAUGUGAGAAUCAAUGUCAAUGUAGUGGACUUUUGUUUGGUCCUCAAAUUAAAUUUUGUUUUAAAUAUCUCUUACUUUCUGAGGCCAAAAAACCUUUUACUGUUAUGAAAUAAAAGGAAAAUGAUGGAUGUCCAAG
Messenger RNA from Ipomoea triloba (trilobed morning glory), 1557 nucleotides. Its product is annotated as phenolic glucoside malonyltransferase 1-like. The transcript is spliced from 2 exons. Lineage: Eukaryota; Viridiplantae; Streptophyta; Magnoliopsida; Solanales; Convolvulaceae. Bases 33 to 1256 code for a protein of 407 amino acids. The record is from RefSeq and is a predicted model, not a curated record.